AUGGCUUCCAAGGCCAUGUGGGAAGUCGACCCGGAGACAAGGAGCAAGCUCGCGCAACUAGGGAAGAAAGAAGGCGCAGGGAACGACCGCUGCUGCGACUGCGGUGCGCCGUCACCACAAUGGGCUUCUCCCAAGUUCUCGACCUUCAUCUGUCUACAAUGCGCCGGCGUGCACCGCGGGCUAGGCGUGCACGUGUCGUUUGUGCGCUCGAUUUCGAUGGACGCAUUCAAGCAGAACGAGAUCCUGCGCAUGCAAUACGGCGGCAACAAGGCGUGGCAGGACUUCUACACCAAGAACGCGGCGAUCCCCUUUGACGAAGCGACGAUCAAAGAACGCUACGACAGCGAGAUCGGGGAGGAGUGGAAAGAGCGGCUCACGGCACAAGUGGAAGACAGGGAAUUCGACAAGGCUGCCUUCCUGAAGGAAAGACAGGCCAUCCUGCAGAAACAGGCGAGUCGCUCGGCCACGCCGGCCGGCGCAGUCAGGAACAACAGCGUCGCUAGUGGCGGUAGUCGCACAUCCUCCCCAGCGCCGGGCAAGCCCCGGAUCACAGCGGAGCAAAAGGCCCAAAAUGAAGCGUAUUUCUCCAGGAUGGGCGAGGCCAAUGCUACGAGGCCUGAACAUCUACCGCCCAGUCAGGGCGGGAAAUAUGCUGGCUUCGGCAGUGCGCCGUCGGAGCCGCAGCAGUCGCAGGGCGGCGGGGCGCUGCCCAGCGCCGACGAGUUCUCCAAGGACCCUGUGGCGGCUUUGACAAAGGGCUUUGGCUGGCUCAGUGCCGCCGUCGGCAAGCAGGCCAAGGUCGUGAAUGAGGCUUAUAUCCAGCCUACGGCGAAGAAUCUUGCCUCGACAGAUUUUGCCGCCCAAGCUCGCCAAGCUGCUCUCGCAGCAGGCUCGGGUCUCCAGAGUGGCACGAAGGGUGUGGCCGAGUCGUUCAACAAGUUCAUAGAAGGACAGGACGAAAGGGCCAGCGCGGCCGCAUCCGCGAGGCAGGCCGAGCCUGAGCGCAAGGACUUCUGGGAUGCCUUUGGUGUGUCUUCGGAGCCCCCCAAGGCCAGCUCCAGCAUUGGCACCAGUGCGAUGAAGAAGACGCCGCUCGCAAACCCGCCCAAGAAGAACAAGGAGGAUGGCUGGGGCGAUGACUGGUAG
Molecule: messenger RNA, 1146 nt
Organism: Capronia coronata CBS 617.96
Lineage: Eukaryota; Fungi; Ascomycota; Eurotiomycetes; Chaetothyriales; Herpotrichiellaceae
Exons: 4
Coding region: 1-1146 (381 amino acids)
Biological process (GO): regulation of ARF protein signal transduction; regulation of endocytosis
Cellular component (GO): Golgi membrane
Molecular function (GO): GTPase activator activity
Source: RefSeq, a predicted model, not a curated record